Messenger RNA from Lachancea nothofagi CBS 11611, 645 nucleotides. The record is from the annotation of a GenBank genome assembly. NCBI's taxonomy places the organism in Eukaryota, Fungi, Ascomycota, Saccharomycetes, Saccharomycetales, Saccharomycetaceae.
AUGUUGGGUUUGAGAACUUCUUUCAAAAGCUCGUUGAGAGCGUUGAAUUGCCAGUCCAGAUUGAUUUCUUCGUCUGCUGUGUCUGCGAAAUCUACUUACAAAACACCCGAUUUCGGCGACUACGUCAAGGAGAAAAAUGACGCCGACAAGAGCCGCUCGUACGCGUACUUUAUGGUCGGUUCCUUGGGAUUGUUGUCUUCAGCCGGUGCCAAGUCCACUGUCGAGACUUUCAUUACUUCGAUGUCCGCGUCUGCCGAUGUUUUGGCUAUGGCCAAGGUGGAAGUCAACCUUGCUGCGAUCCCAGAAGGUAAGAACGUCGUUGUCAAAUGGCAAGGUAAGCCUGUUUUCAUUAGACACAGAACUCAGGGUGAAAUUGACGAGGCAAACUCCGUUGACAUGUCCGCUCUAAAGGACCCACAAACUGAUGCCGAUAGAGUGAAAAACCCUGAAUGGCUAAUCAUGUUGGGUAUCUGUACCCAUUUGGGUUGUGUGCCUAUUGGUGAAGCCGGUGACUUUGGCGGUUGGUUCUGUCCUUGCCACGGUUCUCACUACGAUAUCUCUGGUAGAAUCAGAAGGGGUCCCGCUCCAUUGAACUUGGAAAUUCCAGAAUACGAGUUCGACGACCAAAAACUGAUUGUCGGUUAA